GUCAGGCCCAGGUCAGGGCCAACUACCCUACAGGUUCUGGAAUCUGCCCAUCUGGGAUGGGCACUAGGGCGGUGAGGAUCGCCUGUGGGCCCAGUCUUCUUCUCUGGCCCCUGCUGUUACUGCUGCCCCUGAGCUCCAAGGCUGGUGUCCCUAGUUCCUCAAAGGUUCCUGGGGUAGCACCAAGGAGACCGGAGCCACAGCAAGGCUGGAAACCGUCGGCCCUCAGGCACCAGGAUUCUGUGAGCGGAGCAGAAGUGUGUGGGAAGCCGAAGAUGGUUGGAAAGGUGUUCGGUGGCCAGGAUACAUCUGCUGGCCAGUGGCCAUGGCAGGCCAGCCUGCUGUACCGGGGCUUGCAUCUCUGUGGAGCUGUCCUCAUUGAUUCUCAUUGGCUGGUUUCCACAGCCCACUGCUUUCUAAACAAAUCCCAGGCCCCAGGGGACUAUCAGGUUCUGUUGGGGAAUACUCAGCUGUACCAGAGAACACAGCACACUCAGAAGAUGUCUGUGAACCGUAUCAUCAAACACCCAGACUUUGAGAAGUUUCAUUCCUUUGGGAGUGACAUUGCAAUGCUGCAGUUGUGUCUGCCCGUGAACUUCACAUCCUACGUUGUACCUGCCUGCCUCCCACCUAAAGACACACAGCUCCUCAACUACACUUCCUGUUGGAUAACUGGAUGGGGAAUGCUUUCUGAAGACAGUAAGGGAAAGAGAAGUUGGAGAGGGAGUAAGGGAAGGAAGAGGAGGAAGACAAGAGCAAAACUGUUACCACCCUUCUCACUGCAGGAAGGUGAAGUGGGAAUUAUUGAGAAUGAACUUUGUAAUGCCUUAUAUGGGCAAAGACCAGGCCAAAGCAGGGGCUAUGUGCAUGAGGAAAUGCUGUGUGCAGGGGGCCUCUCCACAGGAAAGUCCAUCUGCCGGGGUGAUUCUGGGGGCCCCCUCAUCUGCUACCAAACCAGUGCAUGGGUCCUGGUAGGACUGGCCAGUUGGGGCCUGGAUUGCCGGCAUCCUAUUUACCCCAGCGUCUUCACCAGAGUCACCUACUUCACUGACUGGAUCAGCCAAGUCAAGGGACUCACUCCACUUCCAGAAUCUGAAUCUGUGUCUCCUCACACAGAACUUCAACCCAGGCCUCUGAGAGCUGCUGGCUCCCCACAGCCCUGCAGCAUCCUCAUAGCUGCACAAGUCUGGUUCCUGCUACUAUUUAUGCCUGAGGCUCAAGACCAGGCCCCAGGGUGAGCACCAGGCCUUUGGUCAUUCUUGGCUCAGGCUUCUCUAAGCUAUAGCUCCACUCUUUAGUUUACCAUCUUCACCUUUUCCUCAGCAUAUCUGCCCAUUCACUGCCACUACACAAAAAGCCCAGGAAAGCCAAGCAAUAAAGCUUCAUCCUUCUUCAA
Molecule: messenger RNA, 1393 nt
Organism: Peromyscus maniculatus bairdii (prairie deer mouse)
Lineage: Eukaryota; Metazoa; Chordata; Mammalia; Rodentia; Cricetidae
Source: RefSeq, a predicted model, not a curated record